UUGGUAAAGUCUCCAUUCCCUACAAUUAAAACUUCACUAGCUCUUAAUCUAGAGAAAGAAGAGAGAUCUCUCAAGAGAAGAGAGACAUGGAAGGCUCAUCUUUUAAAAUUUUUGUUAACUCCCUUCUCAUACUACUUGUCAUUCUUUCCAACACAAAGCCAAGCUUAGCCUCUAGAGACCUUGCACCAAAACCCAACACCGAUUUUAUUAGAACAUCUUGUAGUGCAACAAUUUAUCCAAGAAUUUGCUUUAGCUCUCUCUUACGCCAUGCAGAUUCAAUCCAGACAAGUCCUAAAGUUCUCACCGCCACGGCUCUCAACGUGACUCUUGCAGCGGCUAAAUCAACCUCAGCCCUGUUUUUAAACCUCUCACAAAGCCAUGGUUUGAAGCCAAGAGAAAUAGGUGCCAUGAAGGAUUGCCUUGAAGUGUUGAGUGACUCGGUGUAUGAGCUUCGAGAGUCUAUAGCAGAGAUGGGUAAACUCAAAGGCUCCGAUUUUCAAGUUGUAAUGAAUGACAUAGAAACUUGGGUUAGUGCUGCUUUAACGGAUGAGGACACUUGCACAGAUGGGUUUGAAGGGAAAGCCAUGAACGGGAAUGUGAAGAAUGAUGUAAGGAAAUUUAUCUUGAACAUUGCACAUAUGACUAGCAAUGCAUUGGCUUUGAUAAAUAAAUAUGCUUCCCUUCAUGUUUAAUUAGCUAGCUACAUAUAUCAAUAAACACUUAUACGGUAGAUAGGAAAUAAAGCAAUUGUUUUAUACUUUUAUGUGGAAUUGAUCAAAGCUAGAGUGUUGCCAAUUGGAGUUGAAAUGUUAUAUAGAGCUGAGGUUAUAUUU
This is a messenger RNA of Quercus robur (English oak), 833 nucleotides long. Its product is annotated as 21 kDa protein-like. The record is from RefSeq and is a predicted model, not a curated record. Bases 87 to 692 code for a protein of 201 amino acids. Gene Ontology annotation, biological process: negative regulation of catalytic activity. Gene Ontology annotation, molecular function: enzyme inhibitor activity. NCBI's taxonomy places the organism in Eukaryota, Viridiplantae, Streptophyta, Magnoliopsida, Fagales, Fagaceae. The transcript has a single exon.